Molecule: messenger RNA, 369 nt
Organism: Didymodactylos carnosus
Lineage: Eukaryota; Metazoa; Rotifera; Eurotatoria; Philodinida; Philodinidae
Source: the annotation of a GenBank genome assembly
AUGUUGACUAAUGAUACUGUAUUAAAGUGUAAAAUUUCAAAUUGUCAAUGUGAACAAUUUCGUGCCAGUUCAAUAUCCGUACGUUCUUGUGACGAAUGUAAACAUAGUUAUGUUAGUCAUGCAUUAAAUCGUCAAACAUCUUAUACAAAUUUACAAAGUCAUUGUGAUUUAGUAUCAAGUGAACAUAUAUUUGAAAUUGCAACAUUAUGUCUUUAUGGUUGUACAACAGUUACAACACGUAUUAAAAUAUUACUCGAUCGAUUAUUUCAAGAAAUACAUACUAGUGAAAAAGAACAAAUAUUAAAAAAUUUAAGAUGGACAAUCAAUGAUUAUAACAAAUCAUACGUAGAACAAGUAAGUUAUUUUUGA